Messenger RNA from Quercus robur (English oak), 3468 nucleotides. RefSeq lists its product as uncharacterized. Lineage: Eukaryota; Viridiplantae; Streptophyta; Magnoliopsida; Fagales; Fagaceae. The coding region runs from base 1 to 3468 and encodes 1155 amino acids. The record is from RefSeq and is a predicted model, not a curated record. Gene Ontology annotation, molecular function: RNA-DNA hybrid ribonuclease activity; nucleic acid binding. The transcript has a single exon.
AUGCAGUUUGCUGGAACAAAAAUUCACCACCUCUCAUCCAACGCUUCAGACCAUUGCCCAUUAUGGAUUAUCCCGGAUGGUUUGGAAAUCCCUAACAUCACUAAACCAUUCAGAUUUGAAGAGAUGUGGUUAUCUGAUAGAGGGUGCUCAAAUGUUGUUGAGGCGGUGUGGACAUCCCAUGAGGAGGCCGAACCUAGCAUCAAAGUGAUCAAGAAAAUAAAAAAAUGUGGGAAAGAACUUCAAGAAUGGAACCGUAAGCAUUUUGGGAAUGUGAGAAGGGAGCUUGAAAAAAAGAGGAAAAUGUUGAGGGAGGCCAAGAAAGAAGCUAUGAGAACAGGAGUGAAUUUCCGAGUAAGAGAACUUAAAAAAGAAAUUGAUGAGCUAGUGGACAAAGAGUAUAGGAUGUGGUUCCAAAGGUCUAAGGCGUUGUGGGCAGCCAAUGGAGACAAGAACUCAAAAUUCUUCCACUGCCGUGCCACCCAAAGGAAGAGGAAGAACUCAAUCCUAAAGAUCCGUAAAGCUAAUGGGGAGUGGAGUUCGGAUAUGGAACAAGUCACUGAGGCCUUAACCACCUAUUUCAAGGAGCUAUAUACCUCGGCAAACUUGACACCAUGUGCAGCAGCCACAAACUCAAUCAAUCAAGUGAUCACUGGAGAGAUGAAUGAACAACUCUCUCGGGAAUUCCAGGCUUGGGAAGUACAACAAGCUAUAAAGCAGAUGGCCCCACUAAAAGCACCAGGUCCAGAUGGUAUGCCUCCUUUAUUUUUUCAGCAUUACUGGACUUUGAUUGGUGAUGAUGUAAUUGAUUCUGUUCUUACUUUUCUUAAUUCUACAUCUCUACCUAAGCACCUAAACCACACUUUUAUAACUCUCAUCCCAAAGAAAAAAAAUCCCGAGCAUACUUCUGAUUUUAGGCCUAUUAGCCUUUGUAAUGUCUUGUACAAGAUUUUUUCGAAAGUCUUAGCAAAUAGGCUUAAAAGCAUUCUACCAAAAAUUAUCACUGAACACCAAAGUGCCUUCACCAAAAGCCGUCUUAUUUCUGAUAAUAUCUUGGUAGCAUUUGAAUCCCUACAUAGCAUGCAAAAACACACAGGGAAAGAUGGCUUCAUGGCAAUCAAACUUGACAUGAGCAAGGCCUAUGAUAGGGUGGAAUGGCCUUACCUUGAAGCGGUCAUGAAAAAAUUGGGAUUUAAUGAUAAAUGGAUUAAACUUCUCAUGUUAUGUGUUACCACUGUAUCCUACUCCAUUCUGGUUAAUGGGGAACCCAAAGGUUUAAUCCAUCCAUCAAGAGGCAUCAGACAAGGAGAUCCCAUCUCCCCAUUCCUAUUCCUAUUAUGCACGAAAGGUUUUCAUGGCCUAAUCAGUCAAGCAGCUGCACAUGGUGAUAUUAGAGGCUAUUCUUUAUCUAGAAAUAGUCCUCGCCUAACCCACCUCUUUUUUGCAGAUGAUAGCCUCCUGUUUUGUAGGUCCACAAUUCAAGAAUGUCAAAAAAUCCUUGAAAUUCUUGAUACUUAUGGCAGGUGUUCGGGUCAACAGAUUAAUAGAAAUAAGACUACUAUAUUCUUCAGCAAAUCCAUUGAUGAGGACACAAGGAACCACAUUAAGCUUGCAUUGGGAGUGGAGGAAAUAAGACAAUAUGAGAAGUACCUUGGUCUUCCAUCUCUUGUUGGGAAAAAUAAAAAGGCCAGCUUUAACUACAUUAAAGAAAGAGUAUGGAGGAAAAUUCAAGGGUGGAAAGAGAAGCUCUUAUCACAAGCAGGAAGGGAAAUCCUAAUUAAGGCCGUGGUUCAAGCAAUUCCAAGCUACACCAUGAACUGUUUUAAACUCCCUUUGGGUCUAUGUGCAGAAAUUGAAAGCCUAAUAAGAAAGUUUUGGUGGGGUCAGAAAGGAGACAGGAGGAAGAUUCAUUGGGUCAAAUGGGAAACUCUUUGCCUCCCAAAAUCUGAAGGGGGUAUGGGAUUCAAAGACUUGGCCCUAUUCAAUGAUGCACUACUUACAAAACAAGCAUGGAGGCUUUUGGCCAAUCAGAAUUCCUUAUUUUAUAGGGUAUUCAAAUCCAAAUUCUUCCCGGAUUGCUCGAUUUUGGAGGCCUCAAAUUCUCAUUCAGGAUCUUAUGCUUGGCAAAGUAUCCUAAAAGGGCGGGAUGUUUUGUUGAAAGGUGCUAGAUGGAGAGUAGGAAGUGGGGAGUCCAUUAGUGUGUGGCUUGAUGCAUGGCUGCCAUCAUUGGAGCACCCACGGAUACAAUCACACAUUGUUGAAGGAUUUGAAGAUAUCAAGGUAAAAGAUCUCAUAGAGCCGGAGACACACAGUUGGGAUGAUAAUCUCAUUCAAGGUUUGUUCAACAACCAGGAGGUAAACUUGAUAAAGAGUAUUCCCUUAUGCACUACCCCUGUUACGGAUACAAUCACAUGGCCUUUCAAUGCUUCGGGUUCUUACACUGUGAAAUCUGGAUAUAAAUUCUUAGCCAAAGGUGAGCUCCACAAUCAAUCAACUACCCCUUCAGACCAUAACAGUGAACUAUGGAAGCUAAUAUGGAGUCUUGAGGUCCCAAACAAAAUUAAAAAUUUUGUGUGGAGGUUAAGCAAAGAUGCAAUCCCAGUAAAGAAAAACCUGAAAAAGAGAAAGAUUUUGAAUGAUGACAUCUACGAACAAUUUGGACAAGCUGAAGAAUCAGUGCUACACGCAGUCUGGGAGUGCUCAAAACUAUCUCCAAUUUGGGAUGCUGUACCUGACUCUGCAUGUCGUCAAACUCACUCAUUUGCAAAUAUAAAGGACCUGCUUCUUUAUGUCUCCAAUGCAGGCAGCAAGGUGGAUUUACUGGUGGCCAUCAUGUGGAACAUAUGGUAUCGCAGAAACCAGCUGAGGUUGAACAAGGAUUAUCCCAUAUCCCAGGUACUUCAAACUGCUCAACAAUGUUUGCUGGCUUACACAAAGGAAAACAGAUUGCAAAGAACUCAGAUGAACUCCCCAACACCAACCAGAGUUGCUUGGCAUCCCCCACCUGAUGGAUGCGUGAAAAUUAACUUCGACGGAGCAACUUUCAAAGACAUCAAUAAGGCUGGUCUUGGAAUCGUUAUUCGGGAUGGUUUUGGACAGGUAAUGGCUUCCCUAUCUGAGCAGAUUCAACUCCCUUACUCAUCGGACCUGGUUGAAGCGAUGGCAGCGGCAAGAGCCAUCUAUUUUGCUGCAAAACUUGGCUUCUCUAGUUACGUGUUGGAAGGUGACUCAGAAUUGAUUAUUAAGGCACUAAAGAAUGAGGAAAACUCCCUUGCACCCUUUGGUCACAUCCUAGCUGCAGCCAAAACCUCAACAGAUGUCAGUUGUAUUUCAUUUUCCCAUAUUCGUAGACUUGGCAAUUCUGUUGCUCACAACCUUGCAAAACAUGCACGACAUGUUGCGGGUUUAAAGGUGUGGAUGGAGGAUGUUCCUCCACACCUCUAUCAUGUAUUAUUAACCGAUCUUGGUUGA